CAUGUGCUCUACCGUGGGACUUCCUCAUUGGCCAGCCGUCUCCAUACACCUAGACUUCCCGCUUCCUCUUCCCAUUGGCUUUCCAGUCCCAGACUCGGCUCACCCGACGCUGAUUGGCCACCGGGCAGUGAGGCGGGGCUUGGGCGGGUUAAGAGCGCGGCGCUGACCGCGCGCGCGCCUAGCAUUUUCAAUGGCCGGGCAGGGGCUGGCGGCGGGCUUCCUGCAGGUGCCCACGGUGACGCGAGCCUACACCGCGGCCUGCGUCCUUACCACCGCUGCAGUGCUGGAACUCCUCAGCCCCUUCCAGCUCUACUUCAACCCGCACCUGGUGUUCCGGAAAUUCCAGGUUUGGAGGCUCAUCACUACCUUCCUCUUCUUUGGGCCACUGGGAUUCGGCUUCUUCUUCAACAUGCUCUUCGUGUUCCGCUACUGCCGCAUGCUGGAGGAGGGUUCCUUCCGGGGUCGCAAGGCCGACUUCGUCUUCAUGUUUCUCUUUGGUGGUGUUCUUAUGACUCUGCUGGGAUUCCUGGGCAGCCUCUUUUUCCUGGGACAGGCCCUCAUGGCCAUGCUGGUCUAUGUGUGGAGCCGGCGCAGUCCUCAUGUGAGGGUCAACUUCUUUGGCUUACUCAACUUCCAGGCUCCAUUCCUGCCCUGGGCCCUCAUGGGCUUCUCGAUGCUGCUGGGCAACUCAGUCCUCACAGACCUGCUAGGGAUUGUUGUGGGUCACAUCUACUACUUCCUAGAAGAUGUCUUUCCCAACCAGCCUGGAGGCAAGAGACUGCUGCUGACCCCCAACUUCCUGAAGCUACUACUAGACGACCCUCAGGAGGACCCCAAUUACCUGCCCCUUCCAGAAGAGCAACCAGAGCCCUAACUGCAGCUCUUGGAGCAGUAAGCCUACCUGGUCAGCCUGAGGCUUCUGGCAGGGCUCUACCUUCUACAGCCAAACAACCCAUCUAGAAGGCUGGUCCCAACGAUGGGUGCCUCAGCCAGCAACACCCUCCACUCCUCUGUACCAUCUCUCUGCUCACUGUAGGUGGUAGGACAUGGGGCCCAGAGUGGUUGACUGCCUACGGAUGCCUAGCAGAGCUCUAACUCACCAACUACAGACCCACAGUUCUCAUUUUCAUGCUGCCAGUGCCUUGAAGGAGCACCGGAACAUGUCCUAAGCAUCCACGAUCAUGCCCAGCCUACAGGUACCCUGGCUGCGGUACCUGUGGGCAAUGCCCAUCCUCCUAGGUUCUGUCCUCCUUUAAAGCAGGUCUUCAUGGUCUUCUCUGGGCUCAGAUGCAAAGAACAAGUUUGGUCCUCUACUGCUCUGGGAGCCCAGAACCUGAGCUCCAUGUUACUAGCACCCUGUGUAUAGAGGAAGUUCUGGGACAUUCUGUUUGCUGAAGGCCUGAGAGUCCUUCCUACCCGCAUCUCCUCUGAACCGAGGAUGUCAAUGUGGCCAGUUUUCCUUGAUGCUCUACAUGUGCCCCACUGGGGUUUACUCCUUAUGCCCAAGAGCAUGGGAGUUCCCCAAACCACUGCCUAUUGUUUCUAUGGUAACAAAAAUGUUUUCUACUGAGUCUGA
Molecule: messenger RNA, 1576 nt
Organism: Phodopus roborovskii (desert hamster)
Lineage: Eukaryota; Metazoa; Chordata; Mammalia; Rodentia; Cricetidae
Gene: Derl3
Product: derlin 3
Exons: 7
Coding region: 191-874 (227 amino acids)
Biological process (GO): endoplasmic reticulum unfolded protein response
Cellular component (GO): endoplasmic reticulum membrane; Hrd1p ubiquitin ligase ERAD-L complex
Molecular function (GO): ubiquitin-specific protease binding; misfolded protein binding
Source: RefSeq, a predicted model, not a curated record